AUGAAGAAGUUAACUUAAGAUCUUAUUAAACUAUAAUAGGAUAUGUAUAUACUAUUUUAUUAAAAUAAAGUCGAAAAUUAGAACAAGAAAAAAAUGAAUUGUAGAGUUUUGUUUAAGAAAUUUAAAAUUAUGUUACUGGAUUGUCUUUUGAUUAAUAAUAUUAAGAUUUAGUUAAUAGUUUAAAAGAAAUAAAUUAAAAAAUACAUAAGUAAAUUAAUGUGAAAGAAUUAUUCCUAUAAGCAAAACCAGGCAAUUAUGAAUAUUUAAGGGUGGCCUAAGAAAAAAUACUUAGAGUUUUAAAAAAAAGUAUUAAUAAUAUUAAUAUAUUAUAGAAUGA
Molecule: messenger RNA, 337 nt
Organism: Paramecium pentaurelia
Lineage: Eukaryota; Ciliophora; Oligohymenophorea; Peniculida; Parameciidae
Source: the annotation of a GenBank genome assembly